Zalophus californianus (California sea lion) is the source of this 5108-nucleotide messenger RNA. RefSeq names its product F-box protein 32 (gene FBXO32). The transcript has 9 exons. The coding region runs from base 332 to 1399 and encodes 355 amino acids. Gene Ontology annotation, biological process: protein ubiquitination. Lineage: Eukaryota; Metazoa; Chordata; Mammalia; Carnivora; Otariidae. The record is from RefSeq and is a predicted model, not a curated record. Gene Ontology annotation, cellular component: SCF ubiquitin ligase complex; nucleus; cytoplasm. Gene Ontology annotation, molecular function: protein binding.
CCGAGCCCAUAAACAAAGCCACGUGGGCUCGGGCGGGAGGGGGGGGGGGCCGGGCUGAGAGCAGGCGGCUCUUCCGGCAACAAAGGGCCGGAGCCUGCGGCCCGGGAUAAAUAGUGCGGCCGCGACGGCGGCGCAGCAGUCCGGCCAGCCCCGCGCGCCCUGCGGCCCUCCCCAGCGCCGCGCCCUCUGCGAACACAGGCGCUGGGCUCCGCAGCCGCCCCCCGUCGCCGGCUCCGGCGCCCGAGCACCCGCCCCGGGCGGCACUUCCCCGAGGCCGCCCAGCCGGUCCGGUCCGUCAGUCCGUCGAGUCCGUCGCGUCUUCCCCGGUGCCAUGCCAUUCCUCGGACAGGACUGGCGGUCCCCCGGGCAGAGCUGGGUGAAGACGGCCGACGGCUGGAAGCGCUUCCUGGAUGAGAAGAGCGGCAGUUUCGUGAGCGACCUCAGCAGUUACUGCAACAAGGAAGUCUACAACAAGGAGAAUCUUUUCAACAGCCUGAACUAUGAUGUGGCAGCCAAGAAGAGAAAGAAGGACAUGCUGAAUAGCAAAACCAAAACUCAGUAUUUCCACCAAGAAAAAUGGAUCUAUGUUCACAAAGGAAGUACUAAAGAGCGCCAUGGAUACUGCACUUUGGGGGAAGCUUUCAACAGGCUGGACUUCUCAACUGCUAUUCUGGAUUCCAGAAGAUUUAACUACGUCGUACGGCUGUUGGAACUGAUAGCAAAGUCACAGCUCACGUCCCUGAGUGGCAUCGCCCAAAAGAACUUCAUGAACAUUUUGGAAAAAGUGGUACUGAAAGUCCUUGAAGACCAGCAGAACAUCAGGCUAAUCAGGGAACUGCUGCAGACUCUCUACACGUCCUUAUGCACACUGGUGCAAAGAGUCGGCAAGUCGGUGCUGGUCGGGAACAUCAACAUGUGGGUGUACCGAAUGGAGACGAUUCUACACUGGCAACAGCAGCUGAACAAUAUCCAAAUUACCAGGCCUGCCUUCAAAGGCCUCACCUUCACCGACCUGCCUUUGUGCCUCCAACUGAACAUCAUGCAAAGGCUGAGUGACGGGCGUGACCUGGUCAGCCUCGGCCAGGUGGCCCCCGACCUGCACGUGCUCAGCGAGGACCGGCUGCUUUGGAAGAAGCUCUGCCAAUACCAUUUCUCCGAGCGGCAGAUCCGCAAGCGAUUAAUUUUGUCCGACAAAGGACAGCUGGAUUGGAAGAAGAUGUAUUUUAAACUUGUGCGAUGUUACCCACGGAAAGAGCAGUACGGAGACACCCUUCAGCUUUGCAGACACUGUCACAUUCUUUCCUGGAAGGGCACUGACCACCCGUGCACAGCCAAUAACCCAGAGGGCUGCUCCGUUUCCCUUUCACCCCAGGACUUUAUCAACUUGUUCAAGUUCUGAAUCCCAGCACAGGACAACACUUCUGAAGGGCUUCCCAGCUGAUCAGACGGCUGGGAAUACAGAGCUUGGACAGUUCAUUUGUAAAUAGUGUACAUUUGAAACGUUGGCUCAAAACUUCUGAGCUAAGUCACUGAGAGGACAUUGGAAGGGGAGAUGCAGGUGCCGGCAGGGAGCUGAAGAAUACGGACUUCUCAUUAGAACUGGUAUGGAAAAACGGAAAUACUGUAAAUAAACUUUUUUCUAACUAUUUGCCGGCAAGACUGUAAGGGCAGGAAUUCAGUUUCAUCGGUGAAAAUGGAAUUCUCCUCAUGUUCACUGAGACUCCUUGGUAGUUCCCUAGGGAUGUGGAAGAAAAGGGCAGAAGUCGAAUACAAGAUAGAACACUCUGUUUACAAUGUGAAAAUUUGCUUAAAGAAAGAGAAGACGACAACAUAAUGCGAAAUCCCUGCGCUUUGGUUUUGAUUGGGGGGAGGGGAGGUUGUUUUAAAAAGGCAAAGGAAGCACCACCCAUCUUAAACCCGCGAGGGCAUAGGGCCUUAUCUUGCAAAUAUAUCACACAAUAGUCUACCUCGGAAAGUAUGCAGUGCUCCCUCCGCCAAAGUGCAUUGUCCAGUAGGCAGUGUCUGUUUUUCUUGGUUUUUCGUCACAUGAAAGUGGUUUCAAUAGGAAGGGAUCCUGGAGGCAAUCCUCAUCAUGUUGCAGACUUCCUUUUUAGAUGAAUAGGCACUCUUCGGAGUGGCCUCUUUUCUAGAAUAACUCCACAGCACAUAUGCCUUUUUUUUCCCCUUUCAUGUUAUAGCUGUGAUAUAGCUCAUCUGGGGCAACGUAAGGCCUAUUAAAAACAGUCCCAGAGGAAGUCCUACCACAGAAAAGAUGGAAUGAGUCACCCAAAAGCUGUGAAGACUUUCUUAUUCCUGUUUAACUUCUCGGCUUGUCUGGGCUUCCCAGAAUAUCUUCACAGAUAAGUGUAAUCUGUGGACUGGUCGAAGCCAGAGUGCUGAUAAAGUCUUGUAAAACAGGUUUUACAUAUCAGUUAAACGUUUUACUAGGGGCUGUCCCCCAGGGCAGGUGAUGGGCUGAGGAGCUUUCUUUUCUUUAUGUCCAACAUCAAAAUUUACUCAGCCUAAGCGAGGAUUUCUUGCGAGGAUGACGAGAUAAAGCCUGGAGUUCCAAUCACAUAGGGAACAGAAGUACUGUGAGUUCAUCCCUAAACUUGCUCCAUACCCCUGGGGAUCUUGCUAGGCAAAUAUCACAGGUAACUGUGUGGAAGAAAGGAAAUCUCAGGACUUAAUGAGGUCAUUGUCAAAUAUUCCUGGGAUGGGGUAGGGGAUGUUUUUGUUUUUUACUUUUUAUAGAACUUUGCUUUUCUACAACAAUGUACAUAUUUUGGCAGUUGUAUUUGCUUUGUGCUGCUUUUCUUCUUUUGCAAAUAAAGUUGCCACCCUGCCAUGCCCUUGGCAAAUAAGUGAAGCAGAAAUAGGAACUUGCUCACAUUCACAGUGGAGAACAGUGUAUCCUUAGGGGUUGAACCUUGGGGUGACCUGUGGAGGGGAAAGGUGGGUAAGCAUGUACAGAAACAAGGCCAGGUGCCAGCCAGUGAUGCAGAGCCCCUUCCUGCCCUCCCCUCAGUGCACAGCCCCCGUAUCAGCAUGCUGAAGAGAAGUCAACUCUCCAUCAACCCUCCUCACUGGGCCUACGCACCAGGGUGUCUCCAUGUUUAUUUUCACUACCCCCACGCCCAUCAGAAGAAAAAGUAAAUUGCAUUUAAAUUCUCCCCACUGAGAAGAAUUAAACAUUAAAGAAUAAGAUCUUGUUGGGUAAGGUUGAGCUUCCGGAGCCCCUGUAAUACCAAAUGGGUUUUUUUGCUCUCCCCUCCCCCCUGAGUCAAAGUCACACUGAGGAAUGCAGGACCUAGAUGGUGGAAUAAAAAAGCGCUUCCAGAAUUCAGACAACUUCUCUUAAAUGUCUCUGCUUCCUGAAAAAUGGGGGGCGGAGCUGGGUUGAUUGUUACUCUGAGAUCUCUGGAACCUUUGACUCUGACGUUUUUAGGUGUAGGUGUUCGUGGCCUUCCACAUCUGUCCAUCAACUCGUGACCUCUGCCUCUUCAUGCCCAUCAGGAAGGUGGGAACUCCCAGGCACCCUCGGGUGUGCAGUCCCAGAAAUGUUGCCUGCUUUAGGUCAUCAGCACAAAGUUGGCAAACCAGUCUCCUUUGGACUAUCCACAGUGCCUGCGACUGCCUGUCAGACCCCAGGCAGCGAGGCGCAUCUGUGCAAGAUGACUCCUACCGCAAGUGGUAGGGUGAUGGUUUUCUGAGUUGUUUCCCUUGAUGGUGCCUCUGGGCUCUCCCCAUCUCUGUUGGCAUUUUUGGAGGUGAUGUGGUGACAGAGUCGAGGAAAAUUUUUGAGGAAGAUUUUUAAGGAAAAAGAAGAAACCAACAUUUGUGGUUCUCUUUCAUUGGAAGAGGAGACAAAGAAAGGAAAUCGCAGGUGGAGAGGGAUGGGGGAAGAAAUAGAAAUGGCCUAUCUUUGAUGCUGUGGUUUGUGUGAAGGCAAUGGAGAAGAACAUGGCGGGUGAGAGCAUCUGUGUUGGUGCCACGUGGCAGCUAUUAAGCAUGGCCAGAGCCUCACAUAUAAGUAAAGCCAGUGAAAAAGAAAAUUCUCGUUCCCUGGGUACUAAUCGUCUUUAGAAUUUCUAUUGGCAAACCCUCUAGGGACAACCUAACCUAAAAAACAAAAACAAAGGAUCCCUGUCUCAAAACUGCUGGUCUAAAAGCCAGGGAGACAGGACAAUGGAAAGUGCUGGAAGAGAUAAAAGGCUCCCCUCUCAUUGCUGUACCUACCUAACCACCCCUGCCCCCGUAACAUAGAAUUUAACGCCCUGUCAACUAGGAAGUAAUUUGGACUUCCAGAGAAGGAAGGAGGGCGCCCAGGGCAGUGUGAGUGAGCACAAGUCCACAGGGAUGUUAGGUAUGAUCUGGUCCAACGUCAAGGUGUAUGAUCAACGAGCCCGGAGUCUCUUGAGAGUAAGGCACAACAUUUGGGGAAAGACUAUGUGAGUGCUCACCUCACAGCAAGAUCCAGAGAAAAGUCCAAUGACAUCUUCAAGUAGAGGGCAUGAUUACUUGAUGCUAUUACUUUGAGUAGAUGGAUCAGUAGCAUCGGAGGGCGACUGGCAAAACCACAAAAAACAUCCCCAGGGUGUCAGCCGUGAGAUGACAUUUGUUUAGUGAUGAUCAAUUUUAUACUGAAGUGGCCUAGAGGAGAUAAUUGCAGGUGGGCUGGGUUGAUACUGCAAAACACUCGGUACAACAGUGGGCUUUACUGGGUGAUGGUGAAGGAAGGUCACCAGCAGGUAUGGUGUUAUUGUCAUGAUUCUCUGUGGAUUCGAAAAGUGUUUUUCAUGAGGAGCUUACAAUUUAACACAGGCUCCUUUUUUCUGUUGUUUCUAUGUGGGAGAAGAGAGGGAGCUUAGAAUUUCAUUUGUCUAAGCAAGUGGUGUGAUUUGCAAGGUCAAUCAUUUCAAGACAUGUUCAACUGUAUAUCGUUUGUAGCAUUGAAUAUUUAUCAUAAAAUACGCACCUGCGUUUAUAGUUUUCUGCCAGGCUAUAGGGCAAUAAUGUUUUGCUAUGCACUCUAUUUUAUGUGUGUGAAUUUUUUUAACUGUAAUUUUAUGUGUGAAUUUUUUUUUAACUAAACUAUAUCAACAUUU